AUGGCACCUCUUCGACUAGCUCGUACCUUUACCGCCCUGACAGCUCCAGCUAACCAAAGCUUCCUCUCCCGUCGCAACACCAGCUUCUUCCACUCUACCGCUUUCAACAUGGGUGUCACCAAGACCACGCACCAGGAGGGCACUGGCGCCACCCCCAAGGUUGGCGACCGUGUUACUAUUGAGUACACCGGCUACCUCAAGGACACCUCCAAGCCCGACAACAAGGGCAACAAGUUCGACAGCUCCGUCGGCCGUGGUGACUUUGUCACCGCCAUCGGUGUCGGCCAAGUCAUCAAGGGCUGGGACGAGGGUGUCGUCAAGAUGAAGGUUGGCGAGAAGGCCACCCUGGACAUCACCAGCGACUACGGCUACGGUGCUCGUGGCUUCCCUGGCCACAUCCCGGCCAACUCUGACCUCAUCUUCGACGUCCUCCUGAAGAAGAUCAACUAA
Messenger RNA from Sporothrix schenckii 1099-18, 450 nucleotides. RefSeq names its product FK506-binding protein 1. The transcript is spliced from 4 exons. The record is from RefSeq and is a predicted model, not a curated record. Gene Ontology annotation, molecular function: peptidyl-prolyl cis-trans isomerase activity. The coding region runs from base 1 to 450 and encodes 149 amino acids. NCBI's taxonomy places the organism in Eukaryota, Fungi, Ascomycota, Sordariomycetes, Ophiostomatales, Ophiostomataceae.